Telopea speciosissima is the source of this 3440-nucleotide messenger RNA. RefSeq names its product phosphoenolpyruvate carboxylase 4. The record is from RefSeq and is a predicted model, not a curated record. Lineage: Eukaryota; Viridiplantae; Streptophyta; Magnoliopsida; Proteales; Proteaceae. The transcript is spliced from 20 exons. Gene Ontology annotation, biological process: carbon fixation; tricarboxylic acid cycle. The coding region runs from base 65 to 3253 and encodes 1062 amino acids. Gene Ontology annotation, cellular component: cytosol. Gene Ontology annotation, molecular function: phosphoenolpyruvate carboxylase activity.
UCUCACUUCUCUAGUUCUUUUCUCCUCUGUUUCUGUCUUCCAUCUUUCCUGGCUCUCUGCUACAAUGACGGACACAACAGAUGAUAUUGCAGAGGAAAUCUCGUUCCAGACCUUUGAGGAUGAUUGUAGGUUACUUGGCAGCCUUCUCAACGACGCCCUUCAGCGAGAGGUUGGGACUCAAGUCAUGGAGAAGCUCGAACGAAUGCGAGUCCUAGCUCAGAGUGGUUGUAAUAUGAGAAUGGCGGGAAUCGUGGACACAGCCGAGCUGCUUGAGAAGCAGUUGGCGUCGGAGAUAUCAAAGAUGACUCUAGAAGAAGCCUUAACUCUCGCCCGAGCAUUCAGCCAUAAUCUCAAUCUGAUGGGUAUUGCUGAGACCCAUCACAGGGUGCGUAAGACACGCAGCGUUCCCCAUUUAUCAAAAUCUUGUGACGAUACAUUCAACCAAUUGAUACAGGGAGGAUUUUCUCCGGAUGUGCUCUAUGACACUGUCUGCAAGCAGGAGGUUGAGAUUGUUCUUACUGCUCAUCCCACCCAAAUCAACCGGCGCACCUUGCAGUACAAACACAUUAGAAUUGCUCAUCUCCUGGAGUAUAAUGAUCGUCCUGAUCUUAGCCAUGAAGAUCGAGAGAUGUUCAUUGAAGAUCUGGCGAGGGAGAUUACUGCAAUAUGGCAGACAGAUGAACUGAGACGCCACAAGCCUACGCCAGUAGAUGAAGCUCGGGCUGGCUUACACAUUGUGGAGCAGUCCCUUUGGAGAGCUGUGCCUCAUUAUUUACGUCGUGUCAGCACUGCCCUGAAGAAGCAUACGGGUAGAGCACUUCCACUGACCUGCACACCAAUAAAAUUUGGGUCUUGGAUGGGAGGUGACAGAGAUGGAAAUCCCAAUGUGACAGCGAAGGUGACGAGAGAUGUUGCUCUUUUGUCUCGUUGGAUGGCGAUUGAUCUCUAUAUUCGGGAAGUUGACAACCUCAGAUUUGAACUUUCCAUUAAUAGAAGCAGUGAUCAGCUGUCAGAACUUGCCCAUGAGAUUCUACAGAAAGAAAAAGCAUCAGAGGAUCGGCAUGAGAGUUGGAACCAAUCAUUAAGUAGAAGUCAGUCGAAAAAGCUUUACAACCAACAGGCUUCAGCAUUGCCAACACAACUUCCAGUCGGUGCAGAUCUGCCGUCUUGCACAGACUGCAAUGAUGGAGAAUCUCAAUUGCCCAGACUGGAGAUUCCACGCACUGAUUAUAUGGCACUGAGUUGUCAGGAUUCCCCAAGUUCAGAUUUUUCAUCAACUCAAAACUUGCAAAAAGCAUCUGGAAAUGGAGUUCUAGCUGCAAUCAGAACUUCAUCAUCUUCUAAUAAUCUCCAGACAGUCGUGACACCAAGGAGUCCAUCAUUUAGCUCCAGUCAGCUCCUUGCCCAAAGGAAGCUAUUUUCGGAAUCUCAGAUAGGAAGGUCCAGCUUCCAGAAGCUUCUAGAACCGAGCCUACCUCAACGACCUGGAAUUGCCCCUUAUAGAGUUGUUUUGGGAAAUGUUAAAGAUAAGCUCAUGAAAACACGAAGACGACUGGAGCUUCUCCUUGAAGGUCUUCCUUGUGACCAUGAACCUUGGGAUUACUAUGAAACAUCAGAACAACUUCUGGAGCCUCUACUGCUCUGCUAUGACUCCCUGCAAUCAUGUGGAUCUGGAGUCCUUGCUGAUGGGCGUCUUGCUGACUUGAUCCGAAGAGUUGCUACCUUUGGAAUAAUAUUAAUGAAGCUUGAUUUGCGCCAGGAAUCCAGUAGACACUCUGAAACAUUGGAUGCAAUUACUAAAUACCUGGAUAUGGGUGUCUAUAGUGAAUGGGAUGAAGAAAAAAAACUUGAGUUUCUAACUAAAGAGCUCAAAGGCAAGAGACCUUUAGUUCCUCCUACCAUAGAGGUUGCUCCUGAUGUAAAAGAGGUCCUCGAUACUUUCCGUGUUGCUGCUGAACUAGGAACCGAUUCACUUGGAGCAUAUGUUAUUUCCAUGGCUUCCAAUGCGAGUGAUGUCCUUAUUGUGGAGCUCUUACAGAAGGAUGCACGACUUGCUCUGAGCGGGGAGCACGGGAGACCAUGCCCUGGGGGAACGUUGCGGGUAGUCCCCCUAUUUGAAACAAUGGAAGACUUGAGAGGAGCUGGUUCAGCAAUCAGGAAGUUGUUAUCAAUUGAUUGGUAUCGAGAGCACAUAAUAAAAAACCACAAUGGACACCAAGAGGUCAUGGUUGGGUACUCAGAUUCUGGUAAAGAUGCUGGGCGCUUUACUGCAGCAUGGGAACUUUACAAAGCCCAAGAGAGAGUUGUAGCAGCCUGCAAUGAGUUUGGAAUAAAAGUAACCCUCUUCCAUGGGCGAGGUGGGAGUAUUGGGCGUGGUGGUGGGCCUACCUAUCUUGCCAUACAAUCCCAACCACCCGGUUCUGUGAUGGGUACGCUCCGCUCAACAGAGCAAGGGGAGAUGGUGCAAGCCAAAUUUGGAUUACCACAGACGGCUGUGAGACAGAUGGAGAUCUACACAACAGCUGUGCUGCUUGCAACCCUAUGCCCCCCACAGCCCCCUAGAGAAGAGAAAUGGUGUAAUCUUAUGGAGGAGAUAUCCACAAUCAGUUGCCGCCAUUACCGGAGCACUGUAUAUGAGAACCCAGAGUUCCUUACCUACUUCCAGGAAGCUACCCCACAGUCUGAGCUUGGUUUCCUUAACAUAGGGAGCCGACCCACAAGAAGAAAGAGUUCGAUAGGCAUUGGACAUCUUCGGGCGAUACCAUGGGUAUUUGCAUGGACCCAGACCCGGUUUGUACUCCCUGCUUGGCUUGGUGUGGGUGCUGGCCUCAAUGGUGUAUGCGAUCAUGGAUGCACAGAGGACUUGAAAGCUAUGUACAAAGAAUGGCCUUUCUUUCAAUCCACCAUAGACCUUAUAGAGAUGGUACUGGGGAAAGCUGACAUUCCUAUAGCCAAGCACUAUGAUGAAGUGCUAGUAUCACCGAGCAGGAGGGAGCUUGGUGCUGAGUUAAGGAGGGAGCUAGUAACAACAGAAAAGUAUGUGUUGGUGGUUAGUGGCCAUGAGAAGCUCUCUGAGAACAAUCGAAUUUUGAGACGACUUUUUGAGAGCAGACUCCCAUAUCUCAAUCCAAUCAACAUGUUACAGGUGGAGAUACUGAGGAGGUUGAGAUCCGAUGAUGAUAACCAUAAACUUCGAGAUGCAUUACUUAUCACUAUAAAUGGGAUAGCUGCUGGCAUGAGGAACACAGGUUAAGUGCUAUAUACAUGUCAAGCUUCAAUGCCGGAACAACUUAAAUGAGAUAUCCUGAUAAGCCGGUUGGAUUGUGUCUUCCAUUUGCUCAUUUGUUGUUAAGUUGAUAUAAUAUGGAAUUUGUAUUUGACAUAAAUUAAACAAGUUCUACCAGGUAUGAGCAAAAGGGGUUUUUUGGUCCUUGUAUUGA